This is a messenger RNA of Pocillopora verrucosa, 2271 nucleotides long. RefSeq names its product AP-4 complex accessory subunit tepsin. Gene Ontology annotation, cellular component: trans-Golgi network membrane. The record is from RefSeq and is a predicted model, not a curated record. NCBI's taxonomy places the organism in Eukaryota, Metazoa, Cnidaria, Anthozoa, Scleractinia, Pocilloporidae.
GGUUUUAAAAUGGCCGCUCAAAUGGCUAGCAGUGCGAUGGAGAAAGUUUCAGAGAAAGUUUCUUUUGCAAAAAAGAUUCCAUUGCUGAUGAAAGCCACUUCAGACGAUAAUAAUCCAACUUCUGGUUACAUGUAUCAGGAAAUUACUAGUAUAACAUAUGAAUCACUCAGCAGCUGCAAUUCUCUGUUAGAUUUUUUCAUUAGUAGACUGAAGAGGCAAUCACCAUAUAUCAAGUACAAGGUACUAAAGAUUUUGUGCUAUGUUGGAAGCAAUGGUCAUUCUGAGUUCAGAAGUGCUCUACGGCAUAAAGCUGAUAUUGUCAGAGAAACUGAAAGUUUUACUGGUCAGUUGGAUCAUCUACAGGGUGAUGCUCUCAAUCAACGAGUUAGAGCCGCAGCAUCAGAGUUAAUUGCACUACUCUUCAAUGUUGAGAGCAGUGGAACUUCAACCAUGCAUGCAAUGAGGGGACCAACAGGAAAGAAGAUGGAAGGAUUUGGAAACUCACCUUCUCAACAGCCAAAAAACAAAACGUGGCUUGAUUCCAUGAAAACUAUGGCUGAACGUCUUCCAGAGGCAGCAAAUCGUUUUGCAUCAAAGAAAGAAAAAGAAAGUAUGGCAUCAACUGGAGGAUCAACUGGAGGCAUCAGAUUUGUUAAUUACGUUGAUUUUUCAGAUCCUGAUUCAGAUUCCAAGACAUUUGUGGAUGAUGAAGUCUCCCAUCAUUCAUCAGGAGACCAAGAAUCAGUAGAACUGGAAGAUACCUUGUCUGUAGAAGUUCAUCUUGUUGAAAACAUUACAUCUGAAGGUGGAAUACGUGCAGUGCCUUCAAAGCAAGAUUUAAAUCAGUUCACAAAAAGAUGCUCUUCCUUAAAUUUCAAUGAGGUAUUGAUAGCACUGAACAGCAGACUACUGGAACCAGUCACUGAAGUUCAACUGAAGUCACUACAUGUUUUGGAGCACCUUUUAAAGAGUGAUAUUCCUUGUGUGGCCUCAAGAAUGUCUCGAUUUUGCACAAAUUUGGAAGGAAUUACAAAAUCAGAAAGUGGUAGUGUUUUAUCCAAGGCUACAAAGAUCUUGUAUUUACUGAAUGCAAAAAGAAAAACAGAGGGAACUGAGAAAGAUGUCCAAGUCUCAGUUGAAGAAAGAGAUGUCCCAGUGGUUGGAGACACUGUAGACUCCUCACUUCAGUCAACAACAGAUCAAAAUCUUGCUCUAUUUUUUGGUAUGAGUUUGCAUUCGCAAACAGACUCCACCACAGUAUCAGCACUGUUCGAUUCCAACACUACUGUUCAAGAUGAAAUCUUCUAGGGGAGUAAUGGAUGUGUUCUAAGGACUUGAUCUUUCAAGUGGGAGUGACACCUUUAGAAGAAAACAAUACUACAAAUCAAAGAGAUAAGGGUGCUAAAUCUGACUUAGAUGAUUUGUUUUCCGUUAAAGAGGAUAUCACACGAUCAAGCCCCGUAAAAAAAAGGCUAACGCCCAAGAAGCCGCUAAGGACAGCGUGACAGAUCUCUUUGAUCCACUGCUAACAGACAAUACCUUCAGAAUGCUGUUGGAAAUCAUGUCACGCAAUCCAAUUUGGCUUCAAUUACUGAAGCAAGGGAGAAUUACUUUUCGAAUUCAAAGACAAACGUUCUAAAGGAUCCCCAACUUGUGAGCUACGGCAACAGUUUAAUAUCACCUUACGACGGCAAUUUACGUCCAACGAAACUUUUUGAAUGUAAAUAGCGCCGGCUCUGUCUCAGUAAACCUUGAAAGGGGUUCACAAAUUUUCGGGAAUGUGGAUGAAUUGUCACACAACAAAACUGCACAACCAAAUGUCACGUUAUAUGCCAGCGAACCACAAAGAACACAACAGCUAUACAAAAUUAUACAAUUUCCUUUUGACUCCCAUCCAGUUGUUCAACCGCCUGUUAUGUGUGACCCGUCUACAAUCACUUUAAGACAUUCAAAACAGUCGAGUCAAAGAACUGAUUUUAGUUUCGUUGGAGAACCCGGUAAAGCAGAUGCGUUUAGUUUUGUCCAAGAUGAGAUGGAAGCAAGAAAAUCAAUUUAUGAGUAAAGUAAUUUUGUCACUGAAAAUGAUUUAUCAAUGAAAAAACUUUAUUUGACAAAGACGUUAUAACAACAGUAGAAUGCAUCAAAGAUGCCCAAAGACAUAAAGACAAAAAAGAAGUAGAAGUAGUUUAUUUAAAGUGAGAGUUGAAGACAGUCGAUUUUGUUUUAUAUAAUAAGUUAUGUUUGAAUUAAAUUUAGCCUGGAGCCUUUUAA